This is a messenger RNA of Daphnia magna, 1447 nucleotides long. RefSeq names its product ran-binding protein 10. Gene Ontology annotation, molecular function: protein binding. The coding region runs from base 150 to 1073 and encodes 307 amino acids. Lineage: Eukaryota; Metazoa; Arthropoda; Branchiopoda; Diplostraca; Daphniidae. Gene Ontology annotation, biological process: cell surface receptor signaling pathway; cytoskeleton organization. The transcript is spliced from 6 exons. Gene Ontology annotation, cellular component: cytoplasm. The record is from RefSeq and is a predicted model, not a curated record.
UUAUUGGCCAUCUAGGAAUGAAACACUACUUGUGAAAAUUUGUUGCUGGAAUGUUGUUAUUGUUAUGUUUUGCACAAUAAAACGUCAAUAGCUUGCGUCAGCGUAAAUCAAGGCAUCUCUAAUUUUGUGCAUUAAAAUAAUUCGAUGACAUGGAGAAAAAUUCUCCCGGCUUAAAUCGACUUACGACGCUUUAUCCCUUUGUUGAAGAAGAUGACUACUUUCUGCUACCACUGCCUCUUUGUUGGAACUCCAAGGAUAAAUCUAAUUUUAUUGUGUUGUCAGAAAAUAAUCUAAGAGUCAACUACCAAGGUUAUGGUAAAACACAUAUAGAUGCUGCAAGUGUCAGAGCUACACAUCCUAUUCCGUCAUCAUGUGGUCUAUACUAUUUUGAAUUGAAAAUUUUGGACAAGGGCAGUGACGGCUAUAUCGGAAUUGGUCUAUCAGCUGAGGGGGUUGACACAAAUGCACUUCCUGGUUGGAGGAAAAAUUCAUUUGGAUAUCAUGGUGAUGAUGGAAAAGCCUUUUGUUCAUCUGGAGUUGGCCAACCAUAUGGACCUACUUUCACUACAAAUGAUGUCAUUGGUUGUGGAAUAAAUUUUAUUGACAGCACCUGCUUUUACACGAAGAAUGGAGUAAACCUUGGAACAGCAUUUUUUGACCUACCUUUAAACUUGUACCCAACCGUUGGAUUAAACUCCCUGGGAGAAAUUGUAGAAGCCAAUUUUGGCCAAUCUCCAUUUGUGUACCACAUUGAAGAUGACAUGAAGGAGCUUAGGGCUCGCAUUGCAUCAGUGAUUCUCAACUACCCUGUUCCGGAUAAGCCCAUGGAAGCUUCAGUUCAAAGUAUGAUAGCUACGUAUUUAAUGCAUCAUCCUCAAUGGUGUGAUGUACCUAGAUCUGCUUCCUCAGCAUCAAGUUCCUCAGGCAUCGGGUCGUCAGAUUCUAGCUCUUCAGAUGUCGUUUCACUAACCCCCGGCUUAUCAGCAUCCAAUGCAACACAGUUUUGGUUCAAUCUGAACUCUUUCCAAGUCAGCAAGGAUUCUAAAAGGAAAAGGAAAUCAGAUGACGCCUAACACUGGCGCUUAUUUAGACUUCUGUAAAAUUUUUUACUUAACUUGUUAGCACAAUUGGCAUAAAAACCCAGUCAUUGCGUAAUGAUAAUCUCGAUUUGUAGUGAAUUUUGUUUGCCUUUUCAACAUAAGUCUGAUGGUGUGUGGAGUAAAUGUGAUGCACGAAGGAAUUCCAUUCAUCUACAAAAAUGGACAGAUUUCAAGCAUUGGCAAUUGUGAUUAUAUGUAUCUUCAUUCUAAUUCUUGUAAUUAUGUAUUUUCGAAUUUUUCCUCGCGAUGUGUUAAAUGAUAAGAUUAUUCUUCUAAAAAGGCUUGCAAAAUGUUAUUAGAAAGGAGUCUGCAUAAUUUUUUCAAAUAGACAAAAUAAAUCAAACGUU